GCUACCUGCAGGAGACGUGCCGGGCCCGGCCCUCGGAGCCGGAGCUGGUGCGCAGGAGGUACCACAGUGUCCGCCGGGAGGACUUGCGCAGGGUGCAACUCUCGCGGCAGGAGGCCAUCGCCCCGGUCAAAAUCUUCCUGAUCCAGCUGGAGGGGUUCCUGAGCGGGAUGUGCUGCAGCUGUGAGGCAGUGUACCGUGUACUGUACUGGGAGAACCCCGCCGUCUCUUCCCAGUUUUAUGGGGCGCUGCUGGGCUCUGUCUGCAUCCUUUACUUGCUGCCUCUCUGCUGGGUGCUGGCCAUCCUCAACAGCACCCUCUUCCUGGGCAACACUCAGUUCUACCAAGUGAUAAUGGAGCUCAAGGCCUCAAUCGAGCAGUGUGUGGGCACCAAGCCCCUUGAGAGCACUCCAGAGCCUGAUGAACCGCUGCCAGCUACUGCCCCCCUGGAUAGGACCCCCACACCCACCAGCACAGAGGACCUUACCCCUGGCAGUGUGGAGGAGGCGGAGGAGGCAGAGCCUGAUGAAGAGUUCAAAGACGCUAUUGAGGAGGAUGACGAGAGCUCUCAGUGCUCAGCAGAUUUUGACCUCAGCCUCCCAGACAACGGUUUUAUGAGCAAAAAUGAGGUGAUCCGCAGCAAAGUGUCACGCCUGACUGAGCGUCUGCGCAAGCGCUACCCCAGCAACAACUUUGGGAGCUGCACGGGCUGUGCAGCCACCUUCUCUGUGCUCAAGAAAAGGCGGAGCUGCAGUAACUGUGGGAAUAGCUUCUGCUCCAGGUGUUGUUCAUUCAAAGUCCCCAAGGCUGUGAUGGGAGCCACGGCCCCAGAGGCUCAGAGGGAGACGGUGUUUGUGUGUGCUCUGUGCAACCAGGUGCUCAUCAAGUGA
This is a messenger RNA of Phaethon lepturus (White-tailed tropicbird), 887 nucleotides long. RefSeq names its product zinc finger, FYVE domain containing 27 (gene ZFYVE27). Gene Ontology annotation, cellular component: endoplasmic reticulum tubular network; growth cone membrane. The record is from RefSeq and is a predicted model, not a curated record. The transcript has 9 exons. Gene Ontology annotation, biological process: neuron projection development; protein localization to plasma membrane; positive regulation of axon extension. Gene Ontology annotation, molecular function: metal ion binding. The annotation marks the transcript as partial. NCBI's taxonomy places the organism in Eukaryota, Metazoa, Chordata, Aves, Phaethontiformes, Phaethontidae.